Messenger RNA from Cladophialophora immunda, 1976 nucleotides. RefSeq lists its product as uncharacterized. The record is from RefSeq and is a predicted model, not a curated record. The transcript is spliced from 2 exons. Bases 1061 to 1414 code for a protein of 117 amino acids. NCBI's taxonomy places the organism in Eukaryota, Fungi, Ascomycota, Eurotiomycetes, Chaetothyriales, Herpotrichiellaceae.
CUCUCCUUGACGAUGCUGAACUUCUCUUUACAAGCGGAAGCCCGACAGCAAAGGGCCCCUGUUGGAUGAGCAGACCGUUUGUGGCAGCUCUGCUGAGAAUCCCUAUCGCUACGACACGAGAGAAGAGCGAACAACACCUCCUCGAGCCGUCUCGGGGACUAGCGGACGAAUCACUCCCCUCCCUCGUUUCCUCGUAUUUUCCUCGUCUAUCCUUUCCAGCCGCAGCGUUUCAUUAGCAACGCCGAUUAGGUAAAUGCUAUGGGCGGGCACAGGGUUCAGUUCAGCCACGACACAUUUCGGGAAAAUGCCUAGCCCGUUUAGCAGGGUGCGACCAUACACACCAACUCACGAUCCGUGCCUCUUAGAGUGCUUCGGGAUAUCGGUGACGUGGGAUGUGUGCCGCUCCAAAGAGGCGCAUGCCAGUGGCCACAGAGUCCCCCAGUCAAGCUCAAAGAGAUCGGAUAUGAAUUGAGAUUCCCGAAAGGCGGGCAUGAACAUUGGAUAACACAAGCGAAUCACCAUGAGGAACACACAGCGGCACGCGCUUGGUCAGCCUGCAAGGUGGCACAGAGUUUGCAAUCAUGCUCCGUCAUAACGCACCGAAGUUGUCGCGAUACGAUACUACCUACACCGCUACGAAACACUUUCAUGAGAUCCAAUGGAUUCUAACAAGCAAGGCCAGAUAAGCAUUAGGGGUUCGGUGUUCAUCUUGCUUAGUUGACCUGUCUCGGCCGGCAUCUGUUGAUAAUCAAUUCUUGAGUUUCGACCAUCCACCGCCCCUCCUUCGUGCGUUCAGAACAUUCCCGACGUUGUAUCUGACCUCCCUGACACUCUUCGACGCCAGCUUCUUUGAAAAAUCAAAAGUAUGCUUGAACCUUGACCUAUGAAGGCGGUAUUCAUAAUCUCCGCCUGAGCCAGACGGAACCAUUGGCGUGUAGAAAUGGGACGCAUCGAAACUUUCCGGUCGAGAUGAGGCUGACGGUUUGAGCGAGAGGAGGCCCACAACCUCGCUGUCGUUGUCGCUGCCGUCGUCAGUGUCAUCGCCAUCGCCAUCGCCGGCAUGCACUUCCUCCACAAUGGUGGCAUGUUUGGUUCUUGUGCAUUCACCUCCCACAGAACUGUACUUCGGUGUACCGUUUUUGCUCUUGAUUUUCGGCUUUUCUCUGACUUGUUCGGGCAACUUCGUCAGCAUGGGAGAAAAGAUGGCGGAUAUUCUCCUUCGUUGAGAUGUGAGGGCAGAGACCCGCUCUGUUCUUUCCACGCCUGGGAGAGACGACCUGCGCUUCUGCUCCUCCGAUGCCACCUCAACCACUGGAGCAUCACGCUUUGUUCCCCCCGGCAGAACGGUCGACAGCCUCCUGGUCCGGGACUUGAUGUCGGAUACCACAUUCCUUCCACGCUCCCUUGCGCCUGAGAGCAACGACGUCCGCCUCCUGUUGCCGCCAACUUUGAUGUGGAAGUCCAGCUUCUCAUUUUCACUCUCACGCCUCUCUGGUUGUUCGCUCUCCAGUUGUGUCUCUUGCAGCCGCUGACCCUGCAGCCUUAUAGCUUCUCGGAUCUUCAAAACAUAUUCGGGAAUUGCUUCGACCUGAUCAAUGCGGCCGGUGCUGUCUUCUGAAGUCGCCUCAACGGCGGCCAAAGGCGCAUGCAAGCAUGGCAGACAGAAGUCAUCUUCCGGCUCCGUGGAUUCUUCUUGAAUGGUGUCCAUCCGCGACACUCUGUCCGACGCCGCGCCUUGUGCCUUGAUAUCGGAUGUAUCGCGCAAUGAUUGAAGGAUUGGACAGGAUGCUUCCAGACCCGCCGAUAACGGCGAAGAUUGUCUAGGAGCGCUCAUGUAUAGCAAAAUAGUCGAAUAAGAAAAAGGCAAACAGCUAAUGAAACCAGUAGCAAGAAGGGACGUGAGAACUGAAUGGAGAAUAUCUGUACAAAUCUGAUCAAAGGUAUAUGUGCAAAAAGAUACAACAUGAGACUUUAUC